AUGGCAAAGAAUGAUGCAGUGAUACAAAGUCAGGCAACAUCGCUUCGUAAUCUUGAAAUGCAGCUGGGGCAAUUAGCCAAUGAUCUGAAAAAUAGGCCUCAAGGUUCUUUGCCUAGUGACACAGAAAAUCCGAGAAGGGAUGGGAAGGAACAUUGCAAAGCCAUUAAUUUACGAAGUGGAAAAAUUCUGGAAAAUGCUGAGGACAAAACAAAGGGCAGUAGGGAGCCCACUUCAAUCCAAAUAGAAGGAGAAUCUAGUAAAAAACCAGUAAGUGAAGCUACUGAAACUGGCCCAGUUGAUACAGCAUCAGGUCAGCAAUCUGUUCCAGUAAAGUCUAUACCAAAACCGCCCCCACCAUUUCCUCAGCGGUUUCGAAAACAACAGCAAGAUGGGCAAUUCAGGAAAUUUCUAGAUGUUUUAAAACAGCUCCACAUCAAUAUUCCCUUAGUUGAAGCAUUGGAACAAAUGCCAAACUAUGUCAAGUUUUUAAAAGAUAUUUUGACGAAAAAAAGAAGGCUGGGAGAGUUUGAGACUGUUGCUCUUACAGAAGGUUGCAUCGCCAUGUUGAAGAGUAAAAUCCCUCUGAAAUUGAAGGAUCCUGGUAGUUUUACAAUCCCUUGUUCUAUUGGGGGACGAGAUGUUGGAAGGGCAUUGUGUGAUUUGGGCGCGAGCAUUAAUCUCAUGCCGAUGUCGAUUUUUAAGAAACUUGGUAUAGGUGAAGCAAGGCCUACAACUGUGACAUUGCAGCUGGCAGUUAGAUCUAUGGCCCAUCCAGAAGGGAAAAUUGAGGAUGUUUUAGUGCAGGUAGACAAAUUUAUAUUCCCAGCUGACUUUAUUAUUCUGGAUUAUGAAGCUGAUAGAGAAGUACCAAUUAUUUUGGGGCGGCCGUUUCUUGCUACAGGGCGAACAUUAAUUGAUGUACAGAAUGGCGAACUCACUAUGAGGGUAAAUGAUCAGCAAGUUACAUUCAGUGUAUUCAAGGCUAUGAAAUUUCCUGAUGAAAUUGAAGAAUGUUCUAGUGUGGAUGUGAUUGAGACGCUUGUGGCUGAGAAGUUCAGUAAGGAAGUUGAUAUGGCUGAGUUGGGAGUUCAGAUUUUUGAAGAUUCUGAAGACUCUAGCAGUGAAGAAGAACCUCAAGUUACUUGGGUAGACUCAUGUAAACCAGCCAGAAAAUUCAGUAAAUAUUUUGAAGCAUUAAAUCUGCCUGAAGGACAUUUUAAGCCACCAAAACCGUCCAUUCAAGAACCACCUCAAUUAGAAUUAAAGUCGCUGCCCAGCCACCUAAAAUAUGCUUAUUUGGGGGAUAAUGACACACUUCCAGUAAUUAUUUCUUCCUGUUUAGAGGCUGAUGCUGAGGGGUCUUUGCUGGAGUUAUUAAGACGACAUAAGAAGGCAAUUGACUGGACUAUGGCCGAUAUAUAA
Molecule: messenger RNA, 1422 nt
Organism: Humulus lupulus (European hop)
Lineage: Eukaryota; Viridiplantae; Streptophyta; Magnoliopsida; Rosales; Cannabaceae
Exons: 1
Coding region: 1-1422 (473 amino acids)
Source: RefSeq, a predicted model, not a curated record